This is a messenger RNA of Aspergillus terreus NIH2624, 921 nucleotides long. RefSeq lists its product as uncharacterized. Gene Ontology annotation, biological process: transmembrane transport. Gene Ontology annotation, molecular function: transmembrane transporter activity. The record is from RefSeq and is a predicted model, not a curated record. Bases 1 to 921 code for a protein of 306 amino acids. The transcript has 6 exons. NCBI's taxonomy places the organism in Eukaryota, Fungi, Ascomycota, Eurotiomycetes, Eurotiales, Aspergillaceae. Gene Ontology annotation, cellular component: membrane.
AUGGCAGAGAGCGUAUCCAAAGUAUCCUCCAUCCACGUGGAGCCCACGAAACAACCCGACCCUCUAGAUGAGGCUUUCGAAGGUCUCUCCGAAAGAGACACCCAAGCCCUCGAAAAGCGCUUGGUCCGCAAGAUCGACCUCCACCUGAUCUCCUCUCUAUUCCUCCUCUUUAUAUUCAACAUCCUCGACCGCUCCAACAUUGCAAAUGCCCGGCUGGGCGGGUUACAGGAGGACCUGGGUCUCUCCGACUCGCAAUAUCAGACAGCGGUGGCAAUCAUGUUUGUCGGGUACCUCCUGGGCCAAGUGCCGAGUAACAUCGUGUUAACCCGCAUCAAACCGUCGCUCUACAUCCCCGCCGCAAUCUUCGUCUGGGGCGGGAUCUCGAUGUGCAUGGCGGCAGUGCAGAACUUUGCCGGGAUCGUCUGCGUGCGUGUAUUUCUCGGCUUCGCGGAAUCUCCUUUCUUCCCCGGUGCCCUACUCCUCAUCAGUUCCUGGUACAAGCCCUCUGAGAUUGCCGUCCGCGUAGCCCUCGUAUACUGCGGGAACACCAUAGCCAACGGCUUCGGUGGUUUGAUCGCCGCAGGCAUUCUGAGCGGGCUCGACGGCAAGGGAGGACUAGCCGGUUGGAGAUGGCUCUUUAUCAUCGAAGGCGCAGGCACAAUGGUGGCCGGGCUCCUCGCCGUCUUCCUCUUGCCUGACUUCCCUCGCUCCGGCCAGCGCAAGUGGCUGACAGAGCAGGAGCAGCGCUUCGCCGAAUGGCGGCUGGCCCGCGAGGCGAACAAUGAAGUGGACGAGAAUGGAUCCAUCAAAGAGGGUCUUAUUGAAGCCGUGACGGACGUUAAAGCCUGGAUGUUGAUCCUGAUUCAAAUCUGCCAGCUUACGUCGCAGACAUGGACCUAUUUCUUCCCGUGGGGAAUGUGA